UCGCCUCCAAAACCCUGGGAAGUCAAUAAUGCCGCUGUACCUGUAACAGCAGUAGUAUCACCACAAGCAGUAACUACGGGAACCUCUAAUAUAACAAACGCUGAUUCAGCUGUGCCAAAUGUACCAUUACGAACAUCAACAUUAGGGACAACGAAUGGUUUGGGAGGCAGUGGAUACGGAAGUGGAUACGGAAGUGGAUAUGGAAGUGGAUACGGAAGUGGAUAUGGCAGCGGAUAUGGCAGCGGAUAUGGCUCGUAUGGUUCUUCUUAUGGUGGAAUGAACUCAUACUCAUCUUAUAAUCGUCUUGGUUCGUACGGUAGUAAUUACUCGCCAUACAGCCAAUUUGGGUACGGUAGUGGAGGAAUGUAUGGUGCCGGAGGACCUGGAGGACCUGGAGACUUUAGUCUAACACAGCGCAUGGAGUCUGGAACUCGAGCGACAUUUGAUGUUAUAGAGCAAGUUGUUGGUGCGUUUGGUGGGUUUGCUCAGAUGCUCGAUUCAACAUACAUGGCAACAUACUCUAGCUUUAUGGCAAUGGUCGGUGUUGCUGAACAGUUUGGUCAUCUUCGGCAGUACCUUGGUCGACUUUUUAGUAUAUAUGCUCUUAUUCGAUGGCUGAAGCGAAUGUUUUACAAGUUGACCGGGCGAACACCCCCGCCGGAACUAGAAGAGCCCGUAGCACCGCCUGGGGAAGGAGAACAUUUACAGGUCACCAGCUCAGAAUCAACUGCAGAAGGAGAGCUUACCGGAAAAUCAGAGGAUGCAAAGCCUACUAAUCGUCGCCGGGCUGCUAUUAUAUUUAUGGCAGUUGUGUUUGGCCUUCCUUACAUGGUAUUUAAGCUUAUGCAACGUGCAAGCUACCGAAGAGAGAUGGAAAGACAGAUGCUUAUGCAGGCUAGAGGAUUUGGUCCUCAAGGAGGUGGUCAUUUUAAUCAACCUCAGGAAGUCACACAUGCACUUCACGAUUUUGUAGCGGAAACCCCCAUGGAAUUGAAUCUUCGACGUGGAGAUACGGUGUACAUACUUUCAAAGGUGGAUCCGGCUACGGGAGUUCCAAGUCAAUGGUGGCAAGGGCAACUGGAAGAUGGUUCUGUUGGUAUUUUCCCUGGAAAUUAUGUGGCUACUCCAUCAAAGAUAGAACAUCAACAA
Phycomyces blakesleeanus NRRL 1555(-) is the source of this 1149-nucleotide messenger RNA. RefSeq lists its product as hypothetical. The transcript is spliced from 2 exons. The record is from RefSeq and is a predicted model, not a curated record. Gene Ontology annotation, biological process: protein import into peroxisome matrix, docking. The annotation marks the transcript as partial. Gene Ontology annotation, molecular function: protein binding. Lineage: Eukaryota; Fungi; Mucoromycota; Mucoromycetes; Mucorales; Phycomycetaceae. Gene Ontology annotation, cellular component: peroxisomal membrane; peroxisomal importomer complex; peroxisome.